Molecule: messenger RNA, 477 nt
Organism: Cantharellus anzutake
Lineage: Eukaryota; Fungi; Basidiomycota; Agaricomycetes; Cantharellales; Hydnaceae
Exons: 2
Source: RefSeq, a predicted model, not a curated record
UCUCGAUCUCCUCAUCACGAUCGUGUGCCACAAGCCGAAUCUCUCACUUUACAACCAUGAACCAUUCCCCUAAGAACCCCCGACGAACCAAGCCAGCUCAUCCCAAAGCACUCCGGCUGUAUGACAUGUCACGUCAAUACCUAUCACCCUCGAAGCUUCUUUCAUAUCAUUAUUCCCUGCGGAACAAAAUAAUUACUUCCUCCCCGAUAGGAUCCCGCUACGUACUUCUCAUCACUUUCACGGGGAUCCCCAAUCGCGUUGGCUCGAUCCCAAUCACCACGUGCGACUCGAAAUACCUCCUGCAUAUGUUGUGUCCAUUACACCGCUCAUGAUAAUGGUAAUUUCUUCGAUACACAAUUGUAGAACAUUCAAGUGUUCAUACCCCUUGGGAAUUUGGUUCAUUGUGCUCGGUUUAGCAGCCAUGCUCAGGCGCCCCAGAUCAAAUGAUAGGCUCUGGGCAGCGAUCGUGAAUCGGAG